AUGGAAAAGAACAUGUGCUAUCGGCAACGAAGGAGAAAAGAAGUCGUCUACGACGAUUGCGUACUCGAGGACUCCCUGUCCCAAGGUGACUGGCACAUCGAGGAGGACCCAAACGUGGACUACGAGAUGCUGCUCAGAGGAUUACGAGCCUGUGCUGAACGUGCCUCGAAGUCGCGCACGACAAACUUGGAUCGAAUUUCGAAGACCACCAAGGAAUUGUUAGGAAGAAGAAGGGCUUUGAGGCUUGAUCCGAAUGCAUCGCACAUUGAGCGGUUAGUAGCAAACACUAGCUGCAGAAAAGCGUUGCAGGAGGAUCUUUUGAAGUACAGGCAGAAGAAGAUUCUAGAAGCAGCACAAAGAAGAACGAGUCUAAAGAAGUGCCGCAGGGAUCUCCGCGAAUAUAAUAUUCCGCUAGCAACCUUGCUGAGCGAAGACGGGACUCGCACGUCUUCUCGUCGUGAGAUGGAAAUCAUUACGGAGAGGUUCUACUCAAACCUUUUCCGUUCAUCAACUCCUGUGUCAAGCCCAAUCAUCCCCACUGGCGAAGCUCCACCACGGAUUCUCCCUUCGGAAGUACGAGUCGCUAUCAAGAGCAUGAAACCUGGCACAGCUCCCGGACCUGAUUUUAUAUCAGCAGACUUUCUUCGGGCUGGUGGCCAUCCGCUUCAUGUAAUCUUAGCAGCGCACAUGACAUCCUAUCUUCAGAAAGAAAGGAUCCCAGACCAGUGGAAGACCUCGCGAACCGUUCUUAUCCAUAAGAAAGGUGACCGAGAGGACCUUCGGAACUACCGUCCGAUAUGCUUGCUGAGCGUGUUAUACAAAGUAUUCACCAAGAUCAUCCUCACACGCAUAUCUAGGACGCUGGAUGAAGCCCAGCCUCAAGAACAAGCUGGAUUCCGCCAAGGGUUCAGCUGCUUGGACCACAUCCAGACCGUGUCGAGGGUCAUAGAGGUUUGCCGGGAAUACCGCCUGCCCCUAGUUCUAAUCUUCGUCGACUAUGAGAAAGCCUUUGACAGCGUAGAAACGAAUGCAAUACUGUCAGCGCUGGUCGAUCAAGGUGUGGACGCGUCGUAUGUGAGGACAUUAGCCAAUUGCUACGAACGAUGCACGACUAGGAUACAGCUUUUCCACCGCCCUCUCACCAUACCCAUUGGAAAGGGGGUACGACAAGGCGAUACUAUAUCGCCGAAGCUGUUCACGGCUGCAUUGCAAUGGAUAAUGAAAUCACUAUCCUGGGAAGAAAGGGGCAUACGUGUUGAUGGAAGAUUUCUUUCGAACCUUCGUUUCGCGGACGACAUCGUUCUCUUUUCGAGCACUACCAAUGAAGCAGAAACGAUGCUCAACGAAUUGAACGAAGCAGGGAAGAGAAUAGGACUACGAAUAAACAGAAAGAAGACACAGUUCAUGAAGAACGCCUACGGCGAGGACGGAGGAGUACAACUUGAAGGCUCCAAAAUCGUGGAAACUCCGUCAUACGUAUACCUUGGACGUUCUAUGAACAUGGAAAACGACUUGAAGGAAGAACUGAAUAGAAGAAUGAGAGCAGCAUGGGCAGCAUUCGCAGCCGUCAGGGAAGCUACGGACCAACUGACGGACCAUGAUCUUCGUGCCCAUCUGUUCGACUCGACAGUCCUUCCAGCGCUCUGUUACGCAGCGGAGACGUGGGCAGACACCGCAGCCACGUCUAGGAAGCUACUUACUACCCACAGAGCCCUUGAGAGAUGUCUCCUGAAGUUUAACCGGCGCACACAACACCUUGCCGGUCUUCGUAGCUCUGAUUAA
Molecule: messenger RNA, 1782 nt
Organism: Necator americanus (New World hookworm)
Lineage: Eukaryota; Metazoa; Nematoda; Chromadorea; Rhabditida; Ancylostomatidae
Exons: 1
Coding region: 1-1782 (593 amino acids)
Source: RefSeq, a predicted model, not a curated record